CUAACCUCUUUAGGAAUUUAUACACUUAAUAAACAAUACCAUUUUUAAUCAAUUAUAAUAAAUUUAGAUUGUUUCCAUAAAUUUUUGUAUCUUUUAGAAGCUUCUAUUAACCAUAAAUUCCUAAUAUUUACGAUACUUUUUCGAACAUAACCUAUAAUUAAAGAAUUUCACUUUCGUUUUUUUUCGCCUUUACUUUAUAUUUUUUUUCCAAAGUUUAGUGUAAAUUUUUUUUUAGAUACGAAACGAAUGGGAAAUACUAAUGCGAAAAGGAAACAUUAUGCGCAUCGACAAUAUGCAAGUCAGUACAGCAUCAGUGACAUUAUUGGCAGACGAUGUAUUGGAACACCAGAAUUGUCCUACGAAUCCUAUCGACCUUGGUCGCGAAUUUCUCGCCGAAGCUGGAGUGAAGGAACACUUAACGAUCCUUUCAAUUCUUCGAAAACGGCUUGGCCUGUUCCUCGAUUUGAGGCAAUGUUUUUGCCCGAAUUUACAGUCAGAGAAGAACCUUUGAAAAAUGAUUACAUUUUUAUUGAUAUAAUAGCAAAAGGGGCCUAUGGUCGAGUCUAUAAAGUACAAAAAUACGGGACGAGGGAAAUUUUCGCUUUGAAGGUAAUCAGCAAAGCCAAAAUUGUCGCUGAAAAUGCUGUCUUUCAAGCCAAACAAGAGGUUGCAAUACAAAGAGCCGUGGGACAUCAUGCUUUUAUAGCUAAUUCUCCUUGUCAGUGGCAAGGCAGAAAAACCUUGUACAUAUUAACACAAUUUGUAGGCUGUGGUGAGCUCUUUUCAUUAAUUGAAGAAUAUGGUUCUUUGCCCGAAAAUGUCGUUAGAAUUUACGUCGGAGAAAUCGCUCUUGCAAUCGAUUUUUUACGCAAUGCGGGAGUUAUUCACAGAGAUAUUAAAGCGACAAAUGUCCUCUUGGAUGAGGAAGGCCACGCUGUUUUAAUCGAUUUUGGUUUGGCGAAAUGGCUUCGUCCUACUCAUAGAACAGGAACAUUUUGUGGAACAUUAGAAUACAUGGCUCCUGAAAUUUUGAAACGAGAAUAUUAUGGACAUGAAGUAGAUUGGUGGUCUCUGGGAGUCUUGGCCUGUUUCCUGUUUCUCAACGAAAUUUUAAGCUUCAAAACCAACAACUGGACAACCAACAAAAUAGGAAUUUUUCGAAAAAGGGAAAAAGAAGCUUGUCAAAUUGAAGUUGGCAAUCUCAAAGUGACACUAACCUAAAACUGGAGCAGGCUCGACUUCAGAUUGCCAUACAAAUUUAAUGUUUCAGUUAAAACAAAUAGACAAAAUUACUCUAGAGAUA
This is a messenger RNA of Belonocnema kinseyi, 1303 nucleotides long. RefSeq names its product serine/threonine-protein kinase S6KL (gene S6KL). The coding region runs from base 247 to 1221 and encodes 324 amino acids. The record is from RefSeq and is a predicted model, not a curated record. Gene Ontology annotation, biological process: protein phosphorylation. Lineage: Eukaryota; Metazoa; Arthropoda; Insecta; Hymenoptera; Cynipidae. The transcript is spliced from 9 exons. Gene Ontology annotation, molecular function: protein serine/threonine kinase activity; ATP binding.